AACAAAAACGUGGAGAAGGAAAUCAUUCAUAACAUAGUGAUAAAUAUCAGGAUUUUUUGUUUCCAUCAGAUGAAAUCAGGAUGAACCCAGAGGCUCGCACACACACUCAUCCGGGAGUCAGGAUUGGUCAUACCCUUCGCACUGUUUCUCAACUCGUGCUCCUAUUGGCUGUUGAAAAGAAGGAGACCGUGACGUCAGUGGGACGCGCCGAACUCCAGUUUCCAAAGUUUAGAGUGAUGCUAAGGUUAGCCGAUGGACGACAGUGAGUCUCUGUCCUCAUUAACGGCGCACAGAUGGAUGACAUCAAUGUUUUACACCACAAAUGCCUUCUCAAUUUGAGGCGUAGAAUUCAAGACAUAGGAGAUGGUCGCGCAGCACAGGAUCGAUGCAUGAGGUUGCAGAAGGAUGGAGACACACUUAGUUACCAAGGGAACUCCGAGGAAGUGGGUUGCUAUGUGGCUGGCCAUCCUUUAUCAAAGGGAAAUUGCUACUUUGAGGUAACAAUAGUGGACACAGGAGUGAGGGGAACCAUCGCGGUGGGCCUGGUGCCUAGAUUCUACAGGCUGGACCACCAGCCUGGCUGGCUGCCAUACUCUGUAGCUUACCAUGCUGACAACGGCAAGUUGUAUAAUGGUAACCCUGUUGGAAAGCAGUUUGGGCCAAAAUGCGCUCGUGGUGACCGCAUUGGCUGCGGCAUACACUCAGAAAACACAGAAGCUGGUCUUACUACUGUCUUCUUCACCAAAAACGGCAGAGAGGUGGGUUCAAUAGAGGUUCCUGUGUCGUGUGAGGGCCUUUACCCGGCUGUAGGUAUGCACUCCAUGGGGGAGGAGGUGAAGGUUGACCUGCGGGCGGAGUGGCUCUUGGAGGAGGAUGAUACCAUGAUGAUGGUUGACAGCCAUGAAGAUGACUGGGGACGACUCCAUGACGUCAGAGUCAGCGGCAUGCUCCUGGAAUAUGUUGGCAAAGGAAAGAGCAUCAUGGACGUUGGUUUGGCUCAGGCCCGCCAGCCGCUCACCACCCGCUGCCACUACUAUGAAGUGGAGAUAAUUGAUGCUGGGGAGAAGUGCUACAUCGCCUUGGGCUUGGCAAGAAGGGAUUAUCCCAAAAACAGACACCCUGGGUGGAGCCGAGGGUCCGUCGCCUAUCAUGCAGAUGAUGGGAAGAUCUUCUACGGCAUCGGAGUUGGAGACGCUUUUGGGCCCCGCUGCUUCAAAGGGGACAUUAUGGGUUGCGGCAUCAUGUUCCCACGUGAUUACAGCCUGGACGGAGACGGUUCAGUUGACGUGGAAGACUUGGGUCAGCUGGAGGGCCGGCCCAGUCAAGAUGGCGUCCGGAACGUUCUGUAUCUUAAUGGUGAAGACGAGGAAGAGGAAGAGGAGGAAGGGGACGAAGUCGCUCAGGAUCAGCAGGGAAGGAAGGUGACGGUGUUCUUCACCAGGAACGGGAAGCUGAUGGGUCGACGGGAGAUGGCGGUCCCCCCUGGGGGUCUGUACCCCACCGUGGGGAUGCUGAGCAGCGGUGAGAAAGUCAAGGUGGACCUGCGUCCUCUCAGCGGAUGAACCGAGCAGUCUUAGGCCAGAGCACGCACCAUCCAGCUGCACACACGCACGUCUUCCUCUGCACUGCAUCGAAUUAUAUUUAUAAAACUAGUCAUCGCAGUAAGAACAGACCACAGGCUCUGGCAGCAAUGGUUACUUCUAUGCAAUCUGCUCUGCUACCAUCCUCCUUCUGCAUGCACCUUGUCUCUACGAAACACUGAGCUGGUAAAUGCCCUCAUCUGGUCCCGCUUUUUUCCAUUUGUCACGACCCCGAGCAAAGCGGAGAGAGGCCAACGUCAGUUUGUUUCAGGGAACAGGACUCCCUCCCUCUGGGCGAUCAGGGACCUCACAUGCUGCUCUCCCAGAGCCAGACAUGGAGCUCCUCUGUUUCCUCAGAGUCCUCCUUAAAUCAGUGUUGCGAAACAAACCAAGCGUUCGGUACGUCUGCUGAGAAGCGCCGUGUCGGAUAUUUUUUUCCAAGAGCUCAAUUUGCAGCCAAAAUCCAAAUAAAAACGGGUCAGCAAACAUUUUAUACAUGCCAUCUUUGAAAAACAAAUAUUUAAGUGAAUUUAUCUCGUUCAGGGAAUACUUGUGUGUUUUAGCACUUUAAUAGAUAAACUUUGGCUUUAUAUUCUGGAUCCAAACUGUGAGCAAAGGUAGAAACUUUAAGAACCAGUCCAAUGUUGACUGAUCAAUUUAUGCAAUCCACAUAAAAAAGUGUAAAUAAACAACUUAAUGUUUGGAAGAAAGAUUUAAAUCUGCUCAGUUUUAUCUCCAACUCCAGUCCUGAGAAUUGCUAUCCACCAACCUCUAGAUGAGCAUUCAACUCUGCAGGAGCCAGAGAACAACGUGUUCAUGUACUUCAGGUGAUUUGGACAAGGCAUGCAGGAUCGUAGCUCUCAGGACUGAUUUAGACACCCAGCUUAAUGUGAAAAACAUGCUGCAUAUUUCCAUGCAGAUGUUCGUUGUUGCAUGCUCAUUGGUUCCCUGCAUUUCACUGAAGGCUGGCGAGAACAAUUCUGCAUCACAAAGUUCAGGCUGAUAUUUCCCUUUAAUUGUUGCCAGAUUUCUACAUUGAGCUGCAGAGUUGAGUCUGUUUUGUUUCUCAAAUGAUUAAAGUUUGAUGAAAAAAGACGGGUCAGCGACAUUAAAGUUUAUUAAUGAACAAACAAGAGUCUCAGUAGGAAACUCCUGGUAACUCCUCAUGCUGAUCACCAGAUUGGUCACACUCUGAUGCCCAAAAGUAUUAAUAGCCUGGGAGAUUUAGAUGCAAAACUAUUUUGAGGUGGCACAGACAUCUCUCAAAAAACAAAAGGACAAUGUAUAAGUGUGUCAUAAAUAUAUAUAUUUAUAUUUUAAAGCUUCAAUAUGUAACUUGUUGAAACUGUUACUAUGUCGUAACAGUGUCACCUGAGAAAGAUAAUCUGUGAAAAAUCAAUCUCAUUUGCCUUGUCUCAUUGUUAACUAGAAACAACCAGUCAGAGCCAGGAGGCGGGUCUUAGCGCUGUCAAUCAUCCUCCGUGUGGCACUGCUAGCAGAACCUUUUAGUUACAAUGGCAGAUAAAUUGUUUUUCUGUAAAGGUGGGUUGGGUUUAGCAGCGGGUAGAUGACGUUGAUUAGCAGCGCUAAGACCCUCCUCUUUGCUCUGAUUGGCUGCUUUUGGUCAGGAGCGAAUCAUUUCUUAAGACAGUUACAUUAGCUCAGGGAAGAGGUGGAAGUUUUUACAGAUUAUUUGUCUCAUGCUGUCACAACAUGGUUUUAACAAAAAAAUUUUUUUAUUUUAAAUAAACGUUACAUCUGCUGCAGCUUUAAUGAAAAAAAUAACUUGGUCAGAUUAUUUCCAUCCAGAAGAAACAGGAUGGAAACCUAAAUCACUUCACAACAAAAACAUUACGAAAUCAAUCAGAUAAAUGAUUAGUAAAGGCAGAGAGGCAUCCUGGGUCGUAGGAAUCAAACAGCAUCAGCAGCGUGAGGUGAACUGAGGACGGAGUUUCUGGUUCUGAGACAUUUAAAAGAGGACGUCGACUCUGCCGACCCGAUUGCCUCAGGCAGCUUCAGGCAAAGUUCAGCAGCUGCAGCCACAUUCGAGCCGCGAGUCGGAGAACGGCGAACCGCACUCAAAAAAUCAGUUCUGAGUGGAAAAAUCUCCCAUAAUGUGGUUAAUUCUAACAUCAGGUUCUGCUGGGCCGACCUGAACGCUGUGAUGCGGAAUCCAACAUCAACAAAAGCUUUGUGAGUCUGGUGGAGCUGGUUUCCACCUGAAAACAAUCGAAUCUGUAAAAAUAAACCAACUAGGCCUGUCAUAAUAACAAAUUCACUGGACGAUAAAUUACCCAGAAGUUAUCGCGAUAAACGAUAAUAUUGUUGUUUUGAGACCAUUUUCAAGUAAUAUAAUGGUAAUAAUGCAAGAAUCCAUUCUAAAAGGUAAAUAAAUCUAGUGAACAUUUAACACUGGAACUGGAAGACAUUUUAAAUAUCCCAAAUAAAUAGAAUAGAAUAGAAUUCAACUUUAUUGUCAUUGCACUGUCACAAGUACGAGCAACGAAGUGGAGUUUGAAUCUAUCCAGAAGUGCUAUACAGAAUAUAAAUAUUUAUUUACAGGUGUACAAGACUAAAUAUAAAUAUAAAUAUGGGAGCUAUAUGCACAAAUUAUACAAGAGUGUUAGGAAAUGGAUUAUAUAUGUAUUAGUAGGUUUAUAAUACAAGAUAAAUAAUGGCAGAUAAGAUUUACAGGUUGCAUAUGUGUGUGAGGAAAACAGUCCGUGGUAAAUAAACAAUAAAUAAAUAAACAAAACUCAAAAACAACAAAUAAAAUAAAUUAUGAAGUCUCUGUUUUGGUCUCAAUUAUCCCUUUUUUUGAAGGACAGUUUUAUUUACAAACUUUUAUCCUUCAGAUUUUGGUAAAUUAAAAAGUUAUCAUGCAAUUAAAUGGUUUAUUGCUUAUUGUGACAGGCCUACUGCCUUUUUUAACAGGGUUUAUGACACAAACCAGCACAAAACUGUGAAGUGGAAGUGAAAUAAAGUUUUUUAAAUUCAGUUUUUACAUGGAAAAUGUUGCUAUGCAUUUGUAUUAAACCCCUGUUACUCUGAUACCAUGAAGAAGAUCAAACAGCAGUUCAAAACAAGCGCUAAGAUCCGAACUAAAAUAUAAAUCUAUAAAAAUAAAAAGUACUUAAAAAUCAAACAGAAAAACUAAUUUAUCUCUAUAUUUCCACAUUUUUUAAAAUUAAAAUGAGAUGUAUAAAUCAAUAAUCUGACUGCCAUGAGCAGAGGUAAUAGAAACACAAAUACAAAUGCAUGCCACACUUUUCAGAUUAAAUGUUACCAGAAAUAUGACAAAGGUUCCUUUUUCUUCCACUUUGCAGUUACGAACCACUUUGUGUUGGUUUAUCCCAUAAAAUCCCAAUAAAAACAUUUAAUUUUGUGGUGGUAACGUGACGAAACGUGCAAAACGUUCAUGGGCUGUGAAUACUUUUGUAAAACGUGACGUAAAACCUCUGCACAGCAUGACUUUGAAAUCACAUCUGCUGGCGUCUCAGUUUCUAGCUGUUAUGUUUUCAUUUUCUUGAAAAGUUGAAUAAACUCAGCUGGAAUCAGUCAGGUUUUGUUCUGACUGGAUAAAAACUGGAAAUAAAAGAAAAUGUCGCUCAGAUUGGAGCUAAACGACUUUAAUUCACUUUCCAAAUACAAUCGUUCUUGUUGUAAAGUUCUGUCUUGUUCAACUGCACUAUGAUAUCCUGACUCACAUGAUCAUCAAUAAAUGUUUUAUUAACGU
Gambusia affinis (western mosquitofish) is the source of this 5316-nucleotide messenger RNA. It is a transcript of the gene spryd3, whose product is annotated as SPRY domain containing 3. Lineage: Eukaryota; Metazoa; Chordata; Actinopteri; Cyprinodontiformes; Poeciliidae. The record is from RefSeq and is a predicted model, not a curated record. Gene Ontology annotation, molecular function: protein binding. Bases 294 to 1562 code for a protein of 422 amino acids. The transcript is spliced from 11 exons.